This is a messenger RNA of Meleagris gallopavo (turkey), 761 nucleotides long. NCBI's taxonomy places the organism in Eukaryota, Metazoa, Chordata, Aves, Galliformes, Phasianidae. The record is from RefSeq and is a predicted model, not a curated record.
AUGACCAGCAGGGAGAGGAAGGUGACUGUCCAUCAGCUCCACUCGCCUGAGUCCCCACAUGCACGCUGGGCGUGGGGCAGCCGGGAGCGGGGCGCGGCGGCCGCCGAGCUGGGCUCAGCAGUCGGCACCGAGGAAGCGGCGGAGGAAGUGAGCGCCCUGCAGGCGCUGCCGAUCGACGUGCAGCUGUACAUCAUGUCCUUCCUCUCGCCCCAAGACCUGUGCCGCUUGGGGUGCACGAGUUGUUACUGGAGGGUGGCUGUGCAGGACCCCCUGCUGUGGAGGAAUUUUCUCCUGCGGGAUCUCCCGAUUUGGACAUCUGUUGAUUGGAAAUCUCUCCCAGACGCAGAAAUUUUUAAUAAAGCCUUUUCACAAGUCAACGAUGAAGCCCUAUAUGAUUAUAUGGCAGCAUAUAAAAAAAGCUGUCCCCAGACCAGAAGAAGUUUGAAAUCAAGCCGCCCUCGGUAUGGUGCUGUCACUUCCUUUUUGCAAUCACUGGUCACGCAGUCAGAACCUCGCUUUGCUAUGUUUGGACCCGGUUUGGAAGAGCUGGAUGACUCUUUAGUACGAAAGAUGAUGACAUGCCCAGAAAUCCUGCUAGUGGCUGGCUUACCUCAAAGACGAAUUCAUGGUAAUGAUAAUGAUGGUUAUUGUUUGUAUUAAUUUUAAUUUUAUGAACAGAUAUAACAAAAAGCACUAGGGGAGAAAUGGAAAAAGAUUUUUUUAAUGCUCUCCUUGAGAAUGAAAAGCAAACUGGUAAAAAA